Molecule: messenger RNA, 2335 nt
Organism: Bacillus rossius redtenbacheri
Lineage: Eukaryota; Metazoa; Arthropoda; Insecta; Phasmatodea; Bacillidae
Exons: 4
Coding region: 58-2181 (707 amino acids)
Source: RefSeq, a predicted model, not a curated record
UUUCUGGUCAUUUUGCAAAGGCGAUUUAUUCGUGUUGCAGUGAGAGCGGAUAAAAAAAUGCGAAGAGAAUUUAUUGUUCGUGCGUUUGUAAUAAUCGAUGCACUGUUUGCUGAACUCUGCACGUGCAUGCCUACGCCACAGUUUUACAGCGGGAGUCCGGUGGUGGAGCACCCUGGCGCUGCCAUCGCCGGGCGAGCCAGCCCGCGGGACAGCGGGGGAGCGGGGAUGGUGUACGUGCUGGUUGGUUUGGUGAGCCUCCCUCUGCUGGUCACCGUGCUGUGGCUGCUGCGCCAGUUGUGGCGCAUGCUGGCCUGCGCCGGCCGGGGCUGCCCCGCCACAGCGCGCUGCGCCAGUCGGCCCGACCACGGCCUGGAGGAGGUCGUGAUCAUACCCGCCGACCACCAGUUGCACUGCUCAGUUCCUCAGGGCGUGCCGUCUGCUAGCAGUGCCCUGCUGCGUGAUGGGCCACUAGCAUCUUCCCAACAACAACACCAGUUUUCACCUGAUUCUCUGAUGGAAGAGAUGUUGCUUGCGUCGACUCGUGAACAGAUGCAGAGUGCAUCAACACCUCAGCUGCACGACUGCUCACUUGCCUCUUCUCGCGAGCAGAUGAUGUCUACUUCUGCUCCUCUGGACGAAAAGGCGGUGCUGAUGUCCAUCCAUGAACAGCUGCAGCUGGAAAAUAGGGAAAUGUUGACCAGCCACCACCAAAUGCUCUUGUAUUCAACGGCUCCUCAAUUGGAAUACGUUAAGGAGAUAUUCGCUGAUUACCAGUCUCCUAUCCGUCACACAGAAGAGACGGAAGUAGAGGAAACAUGCGACCAGGAUGAAGCGGUGCUUUCACCUCCGAUGCAGGAUUUGGAAGCGUUUUCCAUCCCUGAUGCCUUCGCUCCUGCCGAUGCCGACAGUGACAACUUACAGUAUCCCCAGGAGUCAGGGAAAAUCAGCUUUAUGAAAUCAACCUUAUCAGCAGUUAUGACAUCCAGCAUCUCUGGCCUUAGGUUACUGCAAAGGACGUGGUGCAUUUUGGCUUCUAUUACGCCCUAUUGGCUCCACUGCAUCACUCAACACCGAAACAUCCAGCUUACUUAUCUGAGAGAAGUGGGGGAUGUGUUUAAUUCUUACCCUCCCGAACACCGACAAAAAUCGCCAUUUACUCCGAAGGAAGAGGCCUUUGAAUUUUAUUCUCUUGAACAACUGGUAGUCGACACAUCGUUUCCGAGGAAAGAGGUAUGUGAGACCUAUCCCCCCGAGCAGCUGCAUGAGUCACCAUCAUCGCCAAGGGAAGAGGCCUUUGAAAAUUAUCCUUCUGAGCAGCCGCAAGAUUCACCAUCCUCUUUGAAGGAAGAGGUCUACGAGACUUAUCCUCUUGAACAGCUGCAAGCAUCAACAUCAUCUUCAGGAGAAAGGGCUGUUGAUGCUUAUCCUUCUGAGCAACUGCAAGACUCACCAUUAUCUUUGAGGGAAGAUGUCUAUGAGACAUAUCCUCCCGAGCUGCAUGAAGCACCAUUAUCCCCAUGGGAAGAGACUUUUGACACUUUUCCUCCCGAGCAGCAACAAGAUUCUCGAUCACCUUUGAGGGAAGAGGUCUACGAGACUUAUCCUCUUGAACAGCUGCAAGCAUCAACAUCAUCUUCAAUGGAAAGGGCUGUUGAUACUUAUCCUCCCGAGCUGCUGCAAGAAUCACCAUCAUCUUUGAGGGAAGAGGUCUAUGAAACAUAUCCUCCCGAGCUGCAUGAGGCACCAUUAUCUCCAUGGGAAAAGAUUUUUGACACUAAUCCUCCCAAGCAGCUGCAAGAUUCGCGAUCACAUUUGAGGGAAGAGGUCUACGAGACUUAUUCUUUUGAACAGCUGCAUGCCUCAACAUCAUCUUCAAGGGAAGGGGCCUUUGAUGCUUAUCCUCCCGAGCAGCUGCAAGAGUUUCCAUUCCCCUUGAAGGAAGAGGUCUAUGAAACAUAUCCUCCAGAGCAGCUGCAUGAGUCACCAUCAUCUCUGCAGGAAGAGCCCUUUGAGAAGUAUCCUUCUGAAUACCCACAUGUAUCGACAUUGUCUGAGAAGAAAGAGGUUUUUGAGACUUAUUCUCUUGAAACGCUGCAAUCAUCAACAUCAUUUCCGAGGGAAGAUGUGAAUGAGACUCAUCCUUCCAAACAGCUGCAAGUGGUAUCACACAAGAUAAACUAGAGUUCUGGUCCCCUUACCUACUAUAAGCUACAACUACCACCGUUUCCUCCACAACAAGUUCCUUUGAAAGAAAUGCUGUAUGAAACGUUUCCUCCUUUGAAAACUGAUAUUGACACUACCCCUUCAGAAUAAAGAGGCAUUUUUGCGAUAAACC